Messenger RNA from Cajanus cajan (pigeon pea), 1441 nucleotides. RefSeq names its product Ribosomal protein L4/L1 family. The record is from RefSeq and is a predicted model, not a curated record. NCBI's taxonomy places the organism in Eukaryota, Viridiplantae, Streptophyta, Magnoliopsida, Fabales, Fabaceae. Gene Ontology annotation, biological process: translation. Gene Ontology annotation, cellular component: ribosome. Gene Ontology annotation, molecular function: structural constituent of ribosome.
AGAGCUACCCUUUGUAAACGGAAACGAGCUCGGAAGCAGCUUCCAUGGACCGUGGAGGCAUAGACGGGGACGAAAUCAUGAACAAGAGAAACUUCAGAUUCUUAUUCUGAGCAAAAUUUGUUGCAACGACGAAUCAGAUAGCUCUGCGUUCUGUCUCUGAAGGUGCAAUCGUCAGUUAUGGCAGCGCGGAUUCCCAAAAGGCUACUUCGUUGUUCUUCUGGCUUCUUGCACUCACUAGGACGAUGUUACUCUGAUUCACCUAAUGCUGGGUUUGCCUCUUUUUAUAAAUCACGUGAUAUAUGCAGCAGUUUAUCUGGGGAGAGACUGUUUUCUGCAGAUCGUUCUUUGGUCAAGUCAAUGAUCCGACAGUUUUCAACUUCUAUUUUAGCUCCUGGGGAUGAAGGUGCAUUUCCAUCUGAUUUAUUGUCCAGAAAACCUCUGGUAACAUCUGAGCGUACUAUAGGGCUUUGCCAGGAUCUUUUAAUUCCAGUUACCAACUUUUAUAAUGAAGACAAGGGCUUCAUGGUUUUACCUGGAGAUGUUUUUGAUUUGCCUAUUCGGAAGGACAUUAUUCAUCGUGUUGUUAGGUGGCAGCUUGCAAAACGACAACAGGGGACUCACUCAACAAAAACUAUCAGUGAGGUCAGUGGGACUGGGAAAAAGCCCUGGAAACAAAAGGGUACUGGUAGAGCAAGGCACGGGUCAUUGCGUGGGCCUCAGUUCAGGGGUGGUGCCACCAUGCAUGGCCCUAAGCCCCGAUGCCAUGCUUUCAAAGUCAAUAAGAAGGUAAGGCGUCUGGGGCUGAAGAUUGCUUUGUCAGCUCGUGCAGCAGAAGGAAAGCUUCUUGUGUUUGAGGAUCUGGAGGUUCCCACACAUAAAACCAGGAACAUUGUGAAUUAUUAUAAUCAAAUGGAGAACUCUAAGAAACUUCUGCUUGUAGAUGGCGGGCCUAUAGAUGAAAAGUUAAAAUUAUCUACACAAAAUCUACACUAUGUCAACGUACUUCCCUCUAUUGGAUUGAAUGUCUACAGCAUUUUGCUGCAUGACACAUUGGUGAUGUCCCGAGCUGCUGUGACCAGAAUUGUUGAGCGAAUGCGCACUCCAAUAAAUCGUUGAAGCUCUAACUAUUUUGUGCUUCACUUCUUUAACUUGGAUAAAGAAACAUUUCUGUAACAACAUAAACACAUCCAAUGAGAAUAUCUUUGGUACGAGGUUUCAGUUAAAAUUGCGUAAGUUAAACAAGUCAGGCCAUUUUGCCCUUGUAGAGGUUGGAACUUAGGAAUUUGAUGAUUGAGUUUUGAUGUUCAUGUGAUUAGGUUUAUCAUGUUUUCCGGCAGUUGAAUCCUCAUUUUUCAUGUCCUGCGCUCAUAAAUAUAAUUUGUUUUUGGCUUUCAAUGGUUGAAUUGGAUUUGGCAGCACCAAGGGUGUGGCUGUGUUUUAA